ACCACAACAACUCAAUGAGUAGAUAGUACAGGGGAAGAGACAAAGUAAAGAUGCCUAAAGGUAAAGGAAAGAAGAAACAGAAGGAAAAGACAACAGAUGAUGGAGCUGGGUCUGGUGCUGUUUUAAUGUUCUCAGGUCCCUCACAGAUUGUUGAUGAUACCGACAGUAUCUGUAGUUCGAUUCCUGACAGCGUUCUAAGUGAUGAAAUUGUUUCGGAAGGUUUUGAUGACUCAGCAGAUAGUUCUAGCGAUACUGAGCUUCAGUUUCAAGUUUCGGAGGCUUUGGAUAAUCUUGCAGAUAAGAAUUCGAGGACGAGAAUGGCCGCUUUGAAUUACUUAAACGAUAAACUGAAACACAAGAUGGUGGGGCAAUACAUAGUUGGAAGAACUGAGACUCUAAUUGAUACUUUGGUGCGAGGAAUCAAGAGAUCACAAGGAGGAGAAAGGAAGGAGCUGUUGCUCUUGGCUUCUCUCUUUCCACUUCAAUUCGGUGAAGAUUGUGCUGACAUUACUUCACUGCUACUGUCAGUCCUAGUGCCUAUCAUAAUGGAUAACUCUGUUAGCCCGCCAGAGAGGAGUAUGGCUAUAUCAACACUCACUCUGUGUACAUUUCUGCUCUGUCAUGACAUGAAACUAGUAGAGGAUAUUAUGCACCAUUGUGAGAGCUUGUGUAGCUCAUGUAAGAUUGAUCUCAUUGUGUCAGCUGCCAUUAAAGGAUGGUCACUCCUCCUUUCUAUUUUACCUAUUCACAUGAUACCCGCCAUUUUAACCAGGCAAACUCCAAUAUUAACUAAAGUGUUGGAAUCAGCUUCCGAUCUGUCACUAAAAAUAUCGUCAGGCCAAGCUCUCUCUCUCCUUUUUGAACUGACAAGAGAAUGCAAUGAAGACUUGCUAGAGUGUGAAGAGGCGGAAGUCGCCUGUGCUGUUGUUCAGAGUCUUGCCAGUGAGAGUAACCGUUACUCCGGCAGAAAAGAAAGAACCCAGCAAAGAGCCUCCUUCAGGGAUUUCUCUCAAGCCAUAGAGAGUGGCUACGUACCGGAAAGAAGCAUAAAGUUUGGAUCGGAAUCGUUACAAUUGGACUCUUGGGCAAGGUUGAUACAGUACAAUGUACUGACUGAGUUACUGGCUACCGGCUGUAGGACACACCUCAUGAAUAAUGGACUGGUUCGUGAUAUAUUUCAACUGGGGCCUCCCGUUUUACCUUAUUUGGAAACUAAAGCAACUAAAAUUGAGAGAAAGCUCAUAAAUGCUGCAUCAGCAAAAUGGCGUUCUCAGGCCAGAGGCAAACAAAGGGACAAGAGAUGUGUAUUAUAAUUAAUUAAUUAAUUAUUAAUUAGUUUUAAUUAUUAUUAUUUAUCCUGUAAAUGAUUAAAUUUUAUCAUUGUUAUUAUUAUUUUAUUAAGUCUAUUUAUGCUACGUAAAUGAAUUAUUAUUCUUUAAUUUUUAUUAUUAUUUAUUUCAUGUAAAUCUAUUUAAAAUAAUACUUAGCUAUGUUAGCAGCAUUUAUUCA
Molecule: messenger RNA, 1509 nt
Organism: Amphimedon queenslandica
Lineage: Eukaryota; Metazoa; Porifera; Demospongiae; Haplosclerida; Niphatidae
Product: interferon-related developmental regulator 2-like
Exons: 13
Coding region: 51-1313 (420 amino acids)
Source: RefSeq, a predicted model, not a curated record